AUGUUGGUAAGGACAGUUACUCAAACCAUUGAAUCAGAAUCUGGGUUCCUACACCCGGCGCUGGAUAUUGUUGCUACUCUACCUGCAGAUAUUCAAUCUAAGAAAAUACCUAUCAGCUUGGUAGUGGGAUUCAAGCAAGAGGGUCCGAUGAAUUCUGGCUCGGGUUUAGCCUGCUACUAUUAUGCCAUUCCUUUGGUUAAGGAAAGACAUAUGAGCUUAAAAUCAGAUGGAAGCAAUGUUGUGGGAGUACCGUUAUUAGACACUAGCGAUGACAGAAUUCGUGAUGUGACAAGACGCUUAGCCACAAUAAUAUCCGAAAAGUUUAGCAGACCAUGUUAUGUAACAUGGUCAUCUUUGCCCAAAGAGGACACAUCUAUACUGGUAACCAACCAUGUGUAUAUUCUAAAGAAGUGUCUUGAUUUUUUAAAAGCCGAGCUUAGUCGGUAG
Saccharomyces mikatae IFO 1815 is the source of this 447-nucleotide messenger RNA. It is a transcript of the gene POC4, whose product is annotated as Poc4p. The coding region runs from base 1 to 447 and encodes 148 amino acids. Lineage: Eukaryota; Fungi; Ascomycota; Saccharomycetes; Saccharomycetales; Saccharomycetaceae. The record is from RefSeq and is a predicted model, not a curated record. The transcript has a single exon.